Messenger RNA from Xiphophorus hellerii (green swordtail), 5836 nucleotides. Its product is annotated as pleckstrin homology domain-containing family G member 3. Gene Ontology annotation, molecular function: guanyl-nucleotide exchange factor activity; small GTPase binding. The coding region runs from base 352 to 4536 and encodes 1394 amino acids. The transcript has 18 exons. The record is from RefSeq and is a predicted model, not a curated record. Lineage: Eukaryota; Metazoa; Chordata; Actinopteri; Cyprinodontiformes; Poeciliidae. Gene Ontology annotation, biological process: regulation of establishment of cell polarity.
AUACGAGUUUUAAAUGUUUAAACUGUCAGACCAGAAGAGGCUGACUGGUCCCAGUUCAUUCCCACCAGAUGGAUGUUUAUCCAUCCAACCGUUUAUCCAUCCAACCAUCCUUCCUCUUUAUUCCCUGUUCUGGACCUGCUUGUUGUGACUCAGUGACCUGUAGGAGGCGCUGUGACCUCCUGGUGUGUUUGGGUCAGACUGGUGGUUAGUUCACUGACCUCCAGUCCCAGACCUUCCUCCUCCUCCUCCUCUGAUCCAGAACUCCUCCUCUUCCUCCCUGUGUUAAACCUUCCCUCUAUGCUGCAGUUUAGCUGCAGGAAGAUCAGAGCCCAGUAACCUGUUCUGGGUGUGAUGGGGUAUCAGAGGGGCAUCUGGAGGAGCCUGUCAGGAGGAGGAGGAGGAAGAGCAGCUGCUGUGGUCAGGUGUUCCUGCUCAGAGCAGAAGGUGACGAUCUGCUUCAGGAGCGCCUCGGACGGCCGGCCGCUGCGCCGGAUCGAGUCGCCUCGCCUUUCCAUCGCCUCCAUCAGCAGCGAUGAGCGCGCUCCGUCGGCCACGCCCUCUGACCCCUCCGACCCGCCGGCGUCGGGCCAGCGCCCGCUCAGCCUGAUCUCCACGCUGUCCUCCGGGUCCGGGUCCUCCAGGGACGACUACGUCGCCCCGCCGCCGGAGUCCGAGGCGUCCUCUGGAGUGGACCUGAACCAGAACCCGAGUCCUGAGAAAAGGGGGCGGAGCUUUGUCCACAACAAUAACAACAACAACAAAGCGUCGACUCCGAGCCGAGCGUCCAGCCGCCGGCAGCCGGCGCUGCCCUUCGUGGGCGCAACCAUGGUGCCCGACCCCAAGCUGAAGUAUCUGGACCGCAUCGUCAUGGAGAUCAUCGAAACGGAGCGGAUGUACGUCAGAGACCUGAAGAUCAUCGUGGAGGAUUACCUCGCUCACGUCAUCGACGAGUCGGACCUGUCCAACCAACCCAAGCUGGUCUGCGACCUUUUCGGGAACAUCGAGGACAUCUACGAGUUCAACAGCGAGCUGCUGCAGGACCUGGAGCGAUGCGACAACGACCCCGUCGCCAUCGCCAGCUGCUUCGUGUCAAAGAGUGAAGACUUCGAUAUCUACACCCAGUACUGCACCAGCUACCCAGAGUCGGUGGAAGCGCUGACGAAGUGCAUGAACAAUAUAUCUGUGGCCAAGUUUUUCCGGGACCGCCAGGCGUCGCUGAAACAUUCACUGCCUCUGGGCUCCUACCUUCUCAAACCCGUCCAGAGGAUCCUCAAGUAUCACCUGCUGCUCCAGGAGAUCGCGAAGCACUUUGGGCCUCAGAAGGAGGGCUACGAUGUGGUGGAGGAGGCGCUCUACACCAUGACCUGGGUGGCCUGGUACAUCAACGACAUGAAGAGGAAACACGAGCACGCCGUGCGGCUGCAGGAGGUCCAGUCUCUGCUGGUGAACUGGAAAGGUCCGGACCUCACCACGUACGGCGAACUGGUGCUGGAGGGAACCUUCAAGGUUCCCCGGGCCCGACACGAGCGCACGCUCUUCCUGUUCGACCGCAUGCUGCUCAUCACCAAGCGCCGCGGCGAGCACUUCGUCUACAAGACGCACAUCUCUUCGUCGACGCUGCUGCUGAUCGAGAGCGCCAAGGAUUCGCUGAGCUUCAGCGUCAGCCAUUACAAACACCUCAAACAGACUCACAACGUGCAGGCGAAGACGGUGGAAGAAAAGAAGCUUUGGGCUCAUCACAUCAAACGCAUCAUUUUGGAAAACCACCAAGCGGCCAUCCCACAGAAGGCGAAGGAAGCCAUUCUGGAGAUGGACUCCAUCGGUCCGGCCCGGUACCGCUACAGCCCCGAGCGGCUGAAGAAAACCGCGACGGACGAGUUUCCCCGAGACGCUCGCCAGGGCCGCAGGCAGUCGGAACCAACCAAGCAGAUGCUAAAGAGGAAUAAAGCGCCUCUGGAGCAUGCGGUCAGUGAGGACGCGCUGGCGGGCGACGGGCGCUCCCUGCAGGGCGCCAUCAGCAGCAGCACGCUGGGCUCCAGCAGCCUGGGCGAGCCGGACGGCGGCGAGGACGAGGCCGGCCGGCUGGACGACUUCCUCCUGGAGGACGAGCAGGUAGAGGACUUUGUCAGCUCCGUGCUGGCUGCCAUCUCCUGCUGGCAACACACCGUCCAGGCCUUCCUUUCCUCUGCGGGGACGGAGGCAGAGAAAAGUUGCAACGCCGCAACCAAAGAAAACGGUCAGCUCUCUGAAGACGAGCUGAUCGGACCUGAACCGACACCUGAGCAGUCUCCAGAUGCUUUGCCUCAAGAGAACCAGUUGGAAAAACCAGAGGACUCUGAACCAGAACCGUCCGCUGGUUCGGAUCCUUCUGUAGUCCCUGAGGUUCCUCAGAUGUCUGAAGAUCUGCAGCCUGAUGAAGAUCCAGAGCCUGCUGAGCUACCGUCGUCUGUCACAUUUGAUUCUGACUCCAAGACCCUGAGCAGCGCCGAGUCCUCAGAGGAGGAGGACGAGAGGGAGGCGGUGGAUGACGAGUCCAGUUCUCCCAGUAUCCUGCCGUCCUCUGUGCUGGACAAGGCCAGCGCCAUCGCUCAGCACUUUAACAGCAUCAAGAGAGGCAGCCUGGCCCAAGAUGAUGCCCGCUCCCUCGCCUGUCUGUCCCCUCGUUUACCCAGCAGGACCGGCAGCAUGCUCAGCCUGAGGUCCGAGUCGGCCGACCGCCCGCUGCGCCUCAACAGCAACUCCUCCGAUCCGCCCGAGGCGUUUGGCGGAGCGGACCUCAGUCUGAUGUCCCCCAGAGACGACAGCCUCUUUGAGCCGGACCGCAGCGUGCGGCGGAGGCGGGACUCCACCCUGUCCAAGCAGGACCAGCUGCUCAUCGGGAAAAUCAAGAGCUACUACGAGAACGCCGAGAACCAGGACGCCUCGUUCGGCCUGCGGCGCAGGGAGAGCCUGACCUACAUCCCAUCAGGCCUGGUCCGGAGCUCCGUCAGCCGCUUCGACAGCAUCCCCAGAGUAGAGACGGCCCAGUCCAAUCCUCCUGCUUCAAACAGGCCUCAGGAUCUGGAUCCUCUGUCCACUGAACCGACUGAGACUAAGGACCGCUUGGUCUCCAGUCAGUCUUUGGAUUCGUUGAGGUCCGAUCUGUUGAGCGGUGACUGUGAAGAACCGCACAGGUUCCGGCCGACACACUAUGAUCUGUCAGAGGAAGAGUUCAGAUCUUCAUCGGAGAUGAUUAAGAUCUGGCAGGCGAUGGAGCGACAGAUCUCCAGAUCCCAAAGUGAAGACAGGGAAUCCAGUAGAUCCAGAGAGACUGUGAAACCCUCCAUCUCCGCCGGCGUCAGCAGCUUAACCCGGACCAAGAGCUGCGACCCUGACCUGGGAAACUCCGACCUCAGCCCCGUCACAGAGGACUCGCUGCCAAAGACCAGAACCGCAGCGCUCAGCCGGGCCGGAAGUCAGACCAGCACCUCCAGAUGCUUCGGGGAACAGACGGUGACGCUGCGAGCCACGGUUCCCCGGGUGGCGCAGCUGAGGGCGGAGGCCGGCGGCGACAAACCCACGGAGGAGACGGAGCAAACGGACGAGGUGGACAGAGCCGAGAGCAAAGUCCGUCUUCUGGCUCGUCGCUACAGCCAGCGGAUCAGAACCUCCGGUCCGGUGGUUCGACAGCGGAGUCCGGCCGGCCCGUUCAACAGGAAGACUCUGGCUUGUGUGGUGGAGGAGAAGGAAGGCUCAGGGAAGCCCAGCCUGACUCUGCCUCUGGGUCCUAAGGUCCAGUCCAAGUCUCUGCCGCUGAGCCCGGUGGACCCGGUCCAGAACCCGGACGCCGGUGCUCCAGACCACGCCCCUCUCAGCCCGCCGCCCACCGAGGGCUUCAGCUGGCCCGACGUGCGGAAACUCCGCUCCAGAUACUCCAGCGGCGGCGGCCGGAACCAGAACCGGCCCAUGAGCCGCAGCAGCACCAUCCCGGACCGCAUGUUGGACGGCGGCCUCAGGAGGCACUCCAGCGGAUCUCCUGGUCAUCUCCAUGACGACGGCGCGCCAUCAGGCCAACCCCGCGGCGGGCAGGUCGCGGCGCGGGACGAGCGAUCCAGACGGCUCCACAGGGCCAACUCUCUGGACCCGCGGCUCAGCCUGCAGCAGCUGGGCGAUCUGCAGUGGAUCCGGCAGGCUCGCAGCCCCGUGGACGACGGUUACUACAUCGCCGCCGAGGCGCCGCUCACAGACGACCCGGAACACAAGAUCAUCAUCGUGGAGAAGCUUCCAGAACCCGGAAACAGGGAACCGGUAGAGGACGAUGGAUACGUCCAGAUCCGCUCGCCGACCAGCCGGGAGAAGAUCUCCAUCAUGGCCGUCAUCGACCGUUGCCGUGCCUACCAGGAGUCCGACGACUACAGGCUGAGGGACGACGCCAAGACGGCGCCGCCGCCGCCUUCAGAGCAGGACGAGUCGCAGAAAACCCGACCCGACUCCGGGCAGGGCGGUCAGAAGAGCAUCGUGAAAAACCUGAGGGAAAGGUUUCAGAGCCAAACCUGAAAAACCUGGAGAACCUGGAAAACCUGGAGAACCUUGGGGUUUUCCAGAAGCACCAAAGUUUCCCUGAAGGUUUUCCCUCAGAGUCAAACAUCAGAAUCCGACCAAAUCGACCAGCGCCGUCGGCUCGACUCCUUCAGCGUCUCCGUUGCUGCUUCGCUCCUGUAACGUCUGGAACCUUCAGGAGGUUCUGGCAGAACUUCUCAUCUGUAAAUACUUUUCCUCCGGGUUCGUUCCUGCCGUACGACCUUUGAACCCUGUGGAAACGCCAGCGGGUCGCUGUGGUUCUGCUUAACGCCGCUGAACCGAACCUUUUCUCAUCACAAAGAUUCAGGACAGGAUCCGUCAAAAAUACCCAUCAUGCUCCUCGUUGCUAUGGAAACGUCUUGAACCGGGUCGAUGGAUUUGUUGUUUAGGUUUUCGGCUCCAGUAGUUUUUCAGAAAAAACAUAAAAUAAAAACUCUUAUGCGGCAGAGGAUUAAAGUCAAACCGAGAUUUUAUUUUUUUAUUACGAGAAUAAAAUUACUAGAGAAAAGUUUCCUGAAGCAAACGUCCGAUAAACAUCCAGAUGUGAUUCUUCUCUUUUCAAAGUUCAGCUUCUGGAAAUAAUCUCUUAAUUAUGACUUUAUUCUCGUAUUAUUGACCUUUUUCUCCUAUUUUUGCGAUUUUAUUCUCAUAAUGACAUUUAUUCCAACUUUUUUUCUCGUAGUUAAUUUUUUUAGCUCGUCUCUGAUGCUCUGAUACUUGGAGUUUCUUCAUCCUCCUCCUCAUCCUCACUGUGUCCAACCUGGAAUAAAACUUCAGAAAAUUCCAGCUAAAUUAACCAAAUAUUAUACAGGGUGUAUGUAUAUUUAUGAGCCUCAGAAAUGAAUUGUAAAUUGAAAUGAAUAAUUCUAGAUGCUGAUGAUGAUCAGGCAUUUUAACUCUGGGCUGCAUGCAAUAAAUGAGUUUGUAGAUGAUUUAACUAGGACAAUAAAGAAUAAACAGAAUAUUUUAAGAGAAAAAAUAUGUAAAUUUAUAAUAAAUAUAAUUAAAAUGAUUUAUUUUGCUGCUUCUGAUCUAACUUACUGUUUUUACAUGUUGUGCCUUUUUGUGAUUUUAUUCCAAAUCAGUUUGAACUUUUAAUUUGUCCCUGAAGCGUCUUUGCUCAGAGGUGACCUCUGACCUCCACAGUCCACCACUGUAACUCCUCAUAUUUAUUGGAUCUCAUGUAAAUGGAAACGUUUGUGUGUCUGUUAACGUCGGUGGACGUUUUUAUCUGUGACGAUGCCAACAUGAAACAUUAAACUGAGACAAACGACGA